UGCCAUGGGACGGCGUCACUGACAGAUUUGUGUGUGAUGAUGAUGUGAGGGGCGUGGAAUCGAGAGCACCCAGCAAACAGCCACUGCAUUUACCGAUCGCUGUUACCGUGGAGCUCACUGUAAAUACCACGCAUCAAACCCAAUACAAAGCCAAAGCAACAAUCGGAUCGGAUCGGAUCUGUGGAUCAAAAAAAACUAAAAAAAAAAAACCUGCAGCAUCUAUAUUUCAUCGUUGCGGCGGAUACCAAAACAAGAAUGUAAUAUACGUGAAUUCGAUUAAGAGUUCUGCUACUGUUAAAGGCAGCGCACAGCCAGCAUGGAUUCCCCAAGAUUGAACAAGUUGCAUGACAACGACAGAGAAAAAGAAAGAAUCCUGCGCUCUCACAGGAGUACCGACCGAGACAGUGAAGCCUCUUAUAAGACCAAACACGACAACGACCAGGUGAAGCCGGACCGCAAGAGCACUAUGGGAGACAGGGGGAGGACUAGAACCCGGGAACGCUGUCACAACUCGCAUUACGACAAGAACAGUGAUUCUUAUUAUUCAGACAAUUACGAUCACGACUCCUAUGAAUCUGAUCAUUCCUGUUCACAAUCCAGAACUCCCAGCCCCAGGAGGACAGAGCAUACAAAACAGAUCUCCAGCAGCCCAGCUCGCAAACAAGGACAGGAUAAGAAAAGCGCAAGAAACCUCACAAACAAAACCAGGGGGUCACAAAAGUGGGGUUUCCGCUCCCAGAGCCUGAACAAGGAGCCCAUGCCCAAGGACCUGGACCUGGUGACUAAACGCAUGCUGUCUGCGCGGCUUCUGAAGAUAAAUGAACUGAAGAACGAGAUGUCGGAGCAGCAGCUGCGCUUGGAGGAGCUGCAGAAGGAGAACAAGGCGCUGCGUCUGCUGCAGCACCGGCAGGAGAAGGCUCUCAACAAGUUUGAGGACACGGAGAGCGAGAUUGCGCAGCUCAUAUCCAGCCACAAUAACGAAUUGCGCACGCUCAGGGAGCGGCUGCGCAAGUCGCAGGAGAAGGAGCGCACCACUGAAAGGCGGCUCAAGGAUUCAGAGGAGGAGCUGUAUCGCACCAAGUCCUCCCUGCUGAAACUACGCAAACUGGCAGAGGACAAGCAGCUGGCAGAGAGGGAUGUGCUGGCCCGGAAAUUGUCCCUGGCUGACACACGACUGGAAGACAACGACAGGAGGAUUAAGGAUCUGGAGAAAAACCUGGAGUUGAGUAACAGUAGUUUUCAGAGGCAGCUUGCAGCAGAGAAGAAGAAAGCACAUGAAGCUCAGGAGGAGGUCAAAAACAUGCGGGACGAACUGGAGCGACUCAACCACAAACUCAAGGAAAAGGAAAAGGAACUUGAUUCAAAAAACAUCUAUGCUAAUCGAAUGCUGAAACCAUCUCCGAAGAAAGACACUGACAUCACCCCAAGAAAGAAAGCACCAAACCACAACACUACAAAAGGAGUGCAGACUGAUGAGAACUUGUUGGCUAUUGAGUUUCCUCCUCCACCUCCUGCUAUUACUGACGGGACAAUAUAUCCAGAAGAAGAUGAUUAUUUUUCAUUGAAGGAUAUGAGCCAUCAAGCAAUACAGGGCAGAGCAACAGUCUCUGGUCCAUCAGUGAGAAAGACACCACAACGCAAAAUUAUAAAGGAGCAAGAUAACAAGGAGCAGGAGGAGCGGGAGGCAGCGGAGCGCCUGCGAGUGGCCAAGGAGAGGCAGGAGCGGGAGAAGGAGAGAGAGGAGAAACUGAGGAGGGACCAGGAGCAGCAUGCACUGGAGGAGAAAGCCAGGAGGCUCAGGGAAGAGUGGGAGAGGGAAGAAAUGGAACGAAAGAGGAGAGAAAAGGAACUGUACCAGCAGCAGGAUGAGAGGGAGAGGAAGCUGAAGGAUCAGGACCAGCAGAGCCUGGAGGAAGAGCGGCGCAAGAAGGACCUGCUCUUGGCCAGGAUGCGGGAGGUUGACCUCGAGGCCCAGGGCCCUGAUAUCUUCUCAGAUUUCUCCAGCACCAAACCGGCCACCCACUCCCAGCCAAACCAAACACCGAACAUCUUAAAGUUCUCUGAGUCGGUGAACAACCUCAACAACGGCGUUCCAACUCACAGAAGCAGUGAUUCCAUCAAGAAGCCUGACUCUUCCGGUCGCAGAGCCAUCAAGACCGUGGACUCCAGUGAAGACCUCACCUUUGGCAGCUACGCUCCUUCUUUUGGGAAGACGUCCGGAAGGACUGGGCUCUCAAGCAAAAAGAGUGAAAGCCCUGAAGAGAAGGACAAGGACAACAUUGACACUGCUUUUGGGAAUAACAAGAAAUCAAAUCUGAUGCAACAGUUGUUUGGUGCCAGUGCCAAUGCUGAAAUCUCUACUUUAGAAAUUUUGCAUCUGCCUGCAGCAAACAAGACCUCUCAGAACAAAGGUGGAGCCCUCCCGUGGGAGAAAAGCAGCCCAGCCAAGAAGAAAGAUAACUAUCCAUUCUUUAAUGAGGGCAAAACAGUAAGCUCCAACAAGGGCCGUCCACACAUUGCAGCAGACAGACCUGCAGUAAGGGCCAUCAGUUCUUUAGAGGAUGAAUUAGAAGAAGUUGUACUUUAAACAGAUGCAUUGUAUUUUACAGCAUUCUGUGGUUGUAUAUAUCUCAGAUGCAUCCUGCAAAUUAGAAAGUAUUUAUAUAUUGUUGAAGGUUUUUUUUAUUGAUUAUAAUUAUAAAUAUAGUAAAUGCCUUAUGAAGGAAUACGCUGCUUACAUGUCAGUUGUAUGACAGGCAGUGUAUGUAACAUGUAAUAUUUUGGAAACACAUUUGUUACUUGUAGUUUAUAUUUGCACUUAGAUUUGUUUAUUUAGGGGAACAUUGGAGAGAUCUGAUUAAGCAUUCUGAGUUACUAAGCAUCCAAAUUGUGACAGUACUUACCAUUGACCAAAAUCAUGUGUAUUUUUUAUUAUUAUUGCACGGAUAUGCCUUUUGAGGAUGAACAUUUUGGUACAGGAAGGUGUGGAUUAGCCAGGUUAUUUAAAAAAGACACCAACUAAUCAGAUCAUUUUUUUCUUUUUUUUGUAAAGGAAGUUUUACAUUUGCUGAAGAUACAUGUUUAAUACUGUGAUAUAUUGAUUGUAUACAUAAACAUGUCUCUUAACAUCUCAGUAUAUACAGUAGUGGAGAUGUUCCUCCUUCUCUUUAUUAUGCUGCCCUUUUAAUUACAUAAUCCUCACCAAAUUUAGAUUAAGCUUUGUAUGGUCAUUUCUUUUACAUUUCUGGUUGGAUAAUCGUCACGUAAUCUUCACUUGGGAUAAUCAAUAACUUCUAUUUAAUGAACGUUGCAUGGGCAUUUGCUGAAAUUGAAGAUGGGAACUAUGAAAAAGACCUAGGAGUUUAUGUUGACUCAGAAAUGUCUUCAUCUAGACAAUGUGGGGAAGCUAUAAAAAAGGCCAACAAGAUGCUCGGAUAUAUUGUGAGAAGUGUUGAAUUUAAAUCAAGGGAAGUAAUGUUAAAACUUUACAAUGCGUUAGUAAGACCUCACCUAGAAUAUUGUGUUCAGUUCUGGUCACCUCGUUACAAAAAGGAUAUUGCUGCUCUAGAAAGAGUGUAAAGAAGAGCAACCAGAAUUAUCCCAGGUUUAAAAGACAUGUUGUAUGCAGACAGGCUAAAAGAAUUUAAUCUAUUCAGUCUUGAACAAAGAAGACUACGCAGCGAUCUGAUUCAAACAUUCAAAAUCCUAAAAGGUAUAGACAAUGUCGACCCAGGGGCCUUUUUUGACCUGAAAAAAGAAACAAGUACCAGGGGUCACAAAUGGAGAUUAGAUAAAGGGGCAUUCAGAACAGAAAAUAGGAGGCACUUUUUUACACAGAGAAUUGUGAGGGUCUGGAACCAGCUCCCCAGUAAUGUUGUUGAAGCUGACACCCUGGUAUCCUUCAAGAAGCUGCUUGAUGAGAUUCUGGGAUCAAUAAGCUACGAACAACCAAACGAGCAAGAUGGACCGAAUGGCCUCCUCUCAUUUGUAAACUUUCUUAUGUUCUUAAUAAAUGAUCCCAGGUAAAGUGAACAUAGGUUCUGGUAACUUACAUUUUCACUGUACUGACACCUGAUUCAUUAAGUAAUUGAAGGCUAUAUCUUGGGAACUACUGCUACUGGUUUUGAUUACAUUAUUAAUGGGCAUAUAUAUCAAGAGAUGCUAUUCUACAUCUGAAAGCUAUACUUUUUCAUGGUAUUAAUACCUAUAAAUUAGUUGUGUAUAUCCUUGGAGUAUCUGGUGUUACAGACACGCUUUGCUUUAAUUUAAUCCAUGCCUUAAAAUUGCUUACCUCCCUUUCUGCAACAUCAGAUAUAUUGAUUGAAUAAGGUUAACAAAAGACCCCUAACCUCUGUUGAGUUUUGUAAUAAACUGCCCUUUGGAAACCAGAUGAUGGGAGAUGUACAGAAUGUAGAUUUUCUGGUUAUCUUCCGUUUUCAAAAUUACAGUGUAGAAAAUGAUUGCAGAAUAAACCAGUGCAACGUGUGUAAGAAUAACAACAGCAGAUAUCAAAGACAACUAAAAAGACCCUGUCAGAUAGGCUAUAAUGAGAACAGUGAUACACUAAAGUCCACUAACGGAAUUAACCUUUUCCAAACCUAAAAUGUUUUGGUUGAAUAGUCUAUUUUAAAUGUCAAAAUACAAAGAGAAAUAAUGGAAUAGGUGUUUUAAGAUAAGGUUGUAAUUUUUGUUUUAGUAACUUUGCUGUUGUAAGUUUUGAGAUUGAUCGUUAUGCAUUGUAAUUGGUGACAUUUCUUUGUAAAUAACCUUUGUAAGUAUAUGAGAAAUUGAUUUGUUCAAUUUCACGAAAUUGAUAACUAAGAAAUUGUUUACUUUCAUAUCAAAAUUGGUUUAUUUUACUUGGGGAAACACUAAAAUGCAUGCUCAAGAAUUUGUUUGUGUUGUUUGACUGGUAAUUCAGAUUCCAAGAAAUGUCAAGUAGUUGCUAUGAAAUAAGUACAGAAUUUUGUUAGUGGUCAGUUCUACUAAAGGCAUGAGGUUUUUUUUUUACACACAUUUUGUAAUUCAUGUGAUUACUGUGGAUUUUAAACACCAUUCCAUUAAAUUAGAAGAUUUUAUUUAUUGUGUUUUUUUUUAUUUUUUCUGAAUAUAUGUAUAUUUGUAUUCUCAGGUUGGAUGUAAUUUAGUUAAACAUGACUAAGAAUGUGAUUUUAAAUAAAUGCUUUAUGAUUAC
Messenger RNA from Acipenser ruthenus (sterlet), 5194 nucleotides. RefSeq names its product lebercilin-like. Gene Ontology annotation, biological process: intraciliary transport. Gene Ontology annotation, cellular component: axoneme. The transcript has 9 exons. Bases 317 to 2587 code for a protein of 756 amino acids. NCBI's taxonomy places the organism in Eukaryota, Metazoa, Chordata, Actinopteri, Acipenseriformes, Acipenseridae. The record is from RefSeq and is a predicted model, not a curated record.